Molecule: messenger RNA, 1456 nt
Organism: Esox lucius (northern pike)
Lineage: Eukaryota; Metazoa; Chordata; Actinopteri; Esociformes; Esocidae
Exons: 2
Coding region: 59-1372 (437 amino acids)
Source: RefSeq, a predicted model, not a curated record
CUUUAUACUAUUUGCAUUUAAAACUUGCUGUUAAUGUUGUUUUAAUAGCAUUACAAUAAUGGACUUUCUCCAAUUUCUAAGCCAGUUUGGGCCCCUCCACCCUUUUCCUCUGGACGAGUAUACCUGGACUGUGUUGAAGAUGCUUCCUAAGGAUGUUCUGGCUUCAUGGUUGAUGAAUCAGAUGACUGGAGGACCACCCAUGUCUGGAGUACCCUCCCAGACCCAGGGACAAUGGCAAAGUCAAUUUUUUAACACAUCUCACUCUGGAUUCCAGUACCAACCCAACUCAGUAUCUGCUACCUUCCAGCCAAACUCCAGCCAAGGACAGGACAAUGACGAUUUUAUGGACUGGACCGAAGGUCCCCAGGUCACCAACAACAUUGGUCUAUGGCAAAAUCAAGUCCCCUGUCAACAGCAUGAGCAGCCAAUGGAUGUUGAUGUUGGGGAAGUGAAACACAACAAAUCAGCAGGCACUAGCCUUCCAACCAUCUGUCCCAGCCACUCAGCAGCUGCUAAAACAGUCUUGCCCAGCAAAUCAGUAGCGACUACUGAGAAAACAAUCUGGGAUAGCCAAUCAGCAGCUAGUACCAAGAAAACACUCUGGGAUAGCCAAUCAGCAGCUAGUACCAAUAAAACAAUCUGGGAUAGCCAAUCAGUAGCUAGUACAAAGAAAACAAUCUGGGAUACCCAAUCAACAGCUAGUACCAAGAAAACAAUCUGGGAUAGCCAAUCAGCAGCUAGUGCCAAGAAAACAGUCAGCUCUAGCCAAUCAGCUUCUAGGUCCUUCCACCAGAAUGAGCUGCAAAUGGAUGUUGAUGUUGCUGAAGUGAAAAAAACCAACAAACCAGCAGGUACUAGCCGUGCAACAGUCUGUCCCAGCCACUCAGCAGCUGCUAGAACAGUCUUGCCUGGCCAGUCAGCAACCUCCAAGGACACAGUCCAGUUUAAGCGACCAGAAGCUCCUAUGAAGAUAACAGUCUUUCCCAGAAAAUCAGCAGGUACUAGCCAUGCAACAGUCUGUCCCAGCCACUCAGCAGCUGCUAAAACCGUCUUGCCUGGCCAAUCAGCAACCUCAGAGACAACUGUCCAGUUUAAGCGACCAGACGUUUCUAGGAAGACCACAGUCCUGCCCAGGAAAUCAGAAGAUGCUACAUCCAGGUCAUUUCGCCAAUGGAAUGCUGCACAAUCUGGGCCAUCCAGCAAGACAGCAACCAGCCAAGCAUCUACCAGCCAGGGAGCCCCGGGACAAUCAUCCUUAACCCAAACAGCAGUCUCCAACAGCCAAUCAGCAACCUGCACUAAGAGACAUGGUGACAAAGUGAGAAGCAGCAGCCCUCCCUGGGAGAAUGGUUCCAAGAGAAGGAAGAUGUAGAGCAGGGAAACACAGGCUCAGAGGGAACAGUGUCACCGUCCUACUCAGUCCAACAUAGUGCCAUUAAUGUGGAGAUCACACCAA